This is a messenger RNA of Lotus japonicus, 595 nucleotides long. RefSeq lists its product as uncharacterized. The record is from RefSeq and is a predicted model, not a curated record. The transcript is spliced from 3 exons. The coding region runs from base 88 to 345 and encodes 85 amino acids. Lineage: Eukaryota; Viridiplantae; Streptophyta; Magnoliopsida; Fabales; Fabaceae.
CUCCUUAUAAAUGAAUCCAACAUUAGCACAUUCUUCUUACUUCUAAUAGUAAGUUUUAACAAAAAUCCACAAGAAAAAAAAUUGAGCAUGCUGCAUAUGGAGCUUAGAUCUACCUUCACCACCUGCUUCUUUCUCUUUCUCAUCCUUGCUCUGCCCCAUUUCCUAAGAGGGGAAUCAGAAGCAUUAUUACAUUCAGAGAUUUAUGAGAUUGAUUAUAGAGGUCCUGAGACUCACUCGUCUGUUCCCCCUCCUCAUCAUUCUGGUGGUCAUCCUCAUUCAACUAGUCAGAAAGCACUGAUCAGUGGUAAUCACGAAGAAAAUAAGGUUAAGGAAAUCCGUGGAUGAGGAAGGUUUACAAAUAAAAUAGGCUACGACCUUGUGUUCUCAUACGGAAAUGCUUUUAUUUAUAGAGUGUAAUUAUUGGAACGUUGAGAUAUAUUGUACCAUUGUGAUCUGGUAUGUGUACUUGAUUAAAAAAUUCUGAACAUAAAGAUGUUUAAUGAAUCAUAUUGGAUUGUAAGUUGAAAUAGUCAAAUUGUAAAUUAGUUAUUGGGAAAUAACCCUUUGAACCUCCCCAAGGUUUACUUUAUCCCUA